Physeter macrocephalus (sperm whale) is the source of this 1249-nucleotide messenger RNA. Its product is annotated as transcription factor E2F2. The transcript has 5 exons. The record is from RefSeq and is a predicted model, not a curated record. NCBI's taxonomy places the organism in Eukaryota, Metazoa, Chordata, Mammalia, Artiodactyla, Physeteridae. Gene Ontology annotation, molecular function: DNA-binding transcription factor activity, RNA polymerase II-specific; RNA polymerase II cis-regulatory region sequence-specific DNA binding; protein dimerization activity. Gene Ontology annotation, cellular component: RNA polymerase II transcription regulator complex. Bases 1 to 888 code for a protein of 295 amino acids. Gene Ontology annotation, biological process: regulation of transcription by RNA polymerase II.
AUGCUGCGAGGGCCGCGGGCCCUGGCUCCGGCCUCGGGGCCGCCCCUCAAGGGGCUGCCCGCGAUGAGCCCCACGGAGCUGUGGCCGCCCGGCCUCAGCAGCCCUCAGCUCUGCCCGGUCACCACCACCUACUACACCCAGCUGUACCCGCAGACUGUGCCUCCCGCUGCGGCGCCGGGCACCUGCCUCGACGCCACCCCCCACGGACCGGAGGGCCAAGCUGUGCGAUGCGUGCCUGCUGGCCGGCUGCCGGCCAAAAGAAAGCUGGACCUGGAGGGGAUUGGAAAGCCUGUGGUCCCUGAAUUCCGGACUCCCAAGCGGAAGUGCAUUAAAGUGGAUGGCCUCCCCAGCCCCAAAACCCCCAAGUCGCCUGGGGAGAAGACUCGCUAUGACACGUCGCUGGGGCUGCUCACCAAGAAAUUCAUUUACCUCCUGAGCGAGUCUGAGGAUGGGGUCCUGGACCUUAACUGGGCUGCUGAGGUGCUGGACGUGCAGAAGCGGCGCAUCUACGACAUAACCAAUGUGCUGGAGGGAAUCCAGCUCAUCCGCAAGAAGGCCAAGAACAACAUCCAGUGGGUAGGCAGAGGACUGUUUGAAGACCCCACCCGGCCUGGGAAGCAGCAGCAGCUGGGGCAGGAGCUGAAGGAACUAAUGAGCAUGGAGCAGGCCUUGGACCAACUCAUCCAGAGCUGCUCUCUGAACUUCAAGCACCUGACGGAGGACAAGGCCAACAAGAGACUGGCCUACGUGACUUACCAGGACAUCCGUGCUGUGGGCAGCUUUAAGGAGCAGACGGUGAUCGCUGUCAAGGCCCCUCCGCAGACGAGACUGGAAGUGCCUGACAGGAGCGAGGUGAGAGGGGAAGCAUUUAGUGGAGAGCAGGGUUAGGAACAUUCCAGACAGCUCUGCAGUUUCCGUUCCUGGCACUGCCUAGUCCCAAGCUUCCCUGGUCCAUGCUGGUGGCCACGGCAAGACUGAUGGUCUCCGAGCUGGGGCAGAAGUGGCGGAAGCUGGAAAAGGCAUCAGGCAUUAGGUACCAGCCUGAAAAAAUCUCUGUUCCUGGUUCCUGUCCGCACCCCACCAGCCCCUGCAUUCCCAUGCACAUGCGCACGUGCACUCACGCACAGCAGUGUCAGUACUCACAGUAAUCCUUCCACGUUGACCUAGUUUAAAGACCAAAAUUCUUACACUCCCUAUGAGGCUGUCUGUGCUCCGACCUCACCCACCUCCUCUCGCAUGCUGACCCCGU